AUGAUGCUUUCGUGGAAAAUGUCUGCUUGCCUGGCAGCUGGAAACACUGUGGUGCACAAACCAGCGGGAGUAACACCACUAACAGCCCUGAAAUUUGCCGAAUUAGCAGCCUUGGCCGGAAUUCCCAAUGGAGUAAUCAACAUUGUCACAGGAUCAGGAGCGGAGAUUGGAAAAGUGUUAGCUGAGCAUCCGGAUGUUAGGAAAGUCGGCUUCACCGGUUCGACUGAGGUUGGCGCAGAAGUGAUGACCAGCUGUGCUAGUUCAAACAUCAAGAAGGUGUCCUUAGAGUUGGGAGGAAAAUCUCCACUGAUAAUCUUCCCGGACUGCGAUUUGGAAAGAGCAGUCAAACAGACUUGCGGCGCUGUUUUCUUCAACAAAGGAGAGAACUGCAUUGCUGCUGGCAGAAUUUUCGUUGCCGAUAGCAUUUAUGAUAGCUUCCUGAAAAAGCUAGUCGACGAGACUAAGAAGUAUGUCAUUGGAGACCCUCUUGACCGAUCGACUGCCCACGGACCACAAAAUCACAAAGCUCAUUUGAAUAAAUUACUCGAAUUCGUGAAAAAAUCAAAGGAAGGUGGAGCCAAGGUGGUUUACGGAGGAGAACGUCUACCGCGACCUGGCCUUUUCUUCCCUCCUACAAUCCUAUCAGAAGUAGAGGAUGAUAAUUUUGCUGCAAUCGAGGAAUCCUUUGGACCAAUUAUGUGUGUUAGCCGAUUUGAUGAUGAGUAA
Messenger RNA from Cylicostephanus goldi, 726 nucleotides. NCBI's taxonomy places the organism in Eukaryota, Metazoa, Nematoda, Chromadorea, Rhabditida, Strongylidae. The record is from the annotation of a GenBank genome assembly.